ACCUUUAGAGAAACUGCCUGUUCUGGAUCAUGCAGACUGUAACAUAUAAAAGCUGUUAGCAGCUCCUGUGGCCAGAAAGCUUCACAACCAGCAGAGUUUUGUUCUUUGGGGGUUUGUAAUAAGAGACAUUCCUUCACAAAGGUUCAUAUCACCACAUAGGAGAGUGCUAUAUAUACUGGGAGAACAAUAGACUGUAUUCUUUUUUGAUAUUAUCCAGAGAUCUGUUCCCUACUGCCCUGACUUAAAGCAGAGUACCUCUGUGUCCUUUCUCCUCUGGUCCCAAAAUGACAGCAAUCACUGCAAUCAGUUGUGCUUUCUUAUUUUCCAUUCUCUGUGAAACAAGUGCAUUAGUGUUACCCAACUCCACUGACCUACUCCUGUCAAACAAUAAUUUCACUGACAUUGAGACGGCUUUGGCAGCUCAUCUGGACUCUGCAAAAAUUCCCAAAGCCAGGCGGAAGCGCUACAUUUCACAGAAUGACAUGAUUGCCAUUCUUGAUUAUCAUAAUCAAGUCAGAGGCAAAGUCUUCCCACCUGCUUCCAACAUGGAAUAUAUGGUUUGGGAUGAAACUCUGGCCAAAUCUGCAGAGGCUUGGGCUGCUACUUGCAUUUGGGACCAUGGACCUUCCUACUUACUGAGAUUCUUGGGCCAGAACCUGUCUGUAAGAACUGGAAGGUAUCGAUCUAUUCUCCAGCUGGUAAAGCCAUGGUACGAUGAGGUGAAGGAUUAUGCUUUCCCUUAUCCUCAGGAUUGCAACCCCAGGUGUCCCAUGCGAUGCUAUGGACCCAUGUGCACCCAUUACACACAGAUGGUUUGGGCCACUUCCAACCGUAUAGGCUGCGCAAUCCACACAUGCCACAAUAUGAACGUCUGGGGAUCUGUUUGGCGACGAGCUGUUUACUUGGUAUGCAACUAUGCCCCAAAGGGGAAUUGGAUUGGAGAAGCACCAUAUAAAGUAGGAGUGCCGUGUUCUGCUUGCCCUCCAAGCUAUGGAGGCUCUUGUACCAACAACCUUUGUUUCCCAGGAGUAACAUCAAAUUACUUAUAUUGGUUUAAAUAAGUUAAUGUUUACAUUAUUUAAAAACAAAACAAAAAAAAAAUGGAUGAGUAACAAGAAGCUUGUAUAUUGAAUUUUGCACAUGUUAUAUAGAGAGAGAUCCUGUAAUAAUACUCUGAUGUUUUCUUUUUGUAUUCUUUUGUAUAAUUAGCUUUCAAAGUAUAGUAUAAUUUGUUUUAAACCCUUUGGGAUUUAUGACUCACGUUAACCUGUUUAGAUGAACAUUUUGUAAAGGUGAACAAACUAAUUUUCACCUUAGCAAGUGUAGCUUCCUGAAGAUAGGUUCCGUUAAAAGCACAUGGAAAGGUACUGUCAACUUAUACUUAAAAUAUAAUGUCCUUUUAAAAAUAAUAGGUCUAGAAAGAGAAGGGUCAUUGUUUAAUACUGUGCUUUAAAAAUGGAGUGUGACAUGCAAAGAAACAAUUUGUCCUCACAUUACCAAUGUUUCUUCCCAUUUACACCUGUGCUUUCAUCUGCAGUGUCAAUGGGACUCUGAGCAGAGGAAAACAUAUGUGCAAGAGAAACUGCAGGAUAUUACCUACCUCAUGCACAACAUUAAUUCAUUUAUAGUGUUUCAAGAGUUCAGCACACGGCUGCUGCUAUCAUCAAUGAUGCCUGUGUGCGGACAGGAAAAGUAGAAUAAGAAACCACACCGGCCAAGAGGCAGUAGCUGUUAACUCACAUGCAUAAUCUUAUCUAGGUAGAAAGCUACAUCACUAUAUAUAUACUGGUAUAAUCAGUACAGCCAAACUUUAUAUUCCCGUGUUUUUGAACAUUACAUUCACGAUGGUAUAAAUGUGCUUUGCUGCAGUUUUUCCUGUACAGGAAGGAAAAUAAAUAUAUUUCUACAAAGCAGUCUAUAUCAAUACAUGACAUCCAAACUAAGCCUUUUACACUAUUAUCUCACCAGUAUAUAUGCUAAUCCCCUGACUGAAACUCAUCCAGGUAAAACUUUAAGAUGAACCUAAAUGUAGACAAUAGGAUUUCCAAAUAAAAUAUUAAAAAUUAAUUAAGUGACCUUAAAAUUUCAUACAGAUUUGUGAUAAAUAUUUCAAAUUUCUAAAGCAAUUGGCAGUGCCCUUUAAAAUAUGUUUUGCUAUUUCCUGAAAAUAUCUGUAUGAAUUAUUACAAAACAAAUUAUUCAUACCCUUUCUAUAAAAAAAUUGAACGUCUUAUGUGUGCUUACUAUAAUCCAUAGCAUACACCCAUAAAGAGGGCAUACAUUUCAAGCUAGACUACUAUACAGGUAGUUCUCUUGAAAAAGAGAUUGUAAAAAGGAGGAAAUCCAAUGUCUACCACAACUAGUAUGCCAUUGAAAUAGCCCAGAGUCUUGGCUUUAUAUUACAUGGUGGAAUGUACUCCACUUUAAGUAUAUAUGUUUACUGUGCUUGCACUGCUACAUUUAGACCUCUGAAAUUUACAAACUUUGAAAAGUAAUAUUGAGGAGAGCAAGCAGAACAACAGAGGAUAAUUCCACUGGUGCUAUGUGUCUUUAAGUCACUAAUUAAGACCUUUUGAAGGUGUUUGAGACAGUCUUUUACCAGAAUAUGAAAUAUCAUAUUGGUGCUAAAACAAACAAACAAACAGAAAAACAAACACAAAGAUGCCAGACCCUCUCCAUCUGUCCAUAAUAUGAUCCCUCAGAGAAUGCCAGCAACUGAUCUGUGGCUCUUCAGACUUCUGAUUAAUGACACUCCUGUAUUUGACAGGACCAUAAACAGAGAAUUAUAUUGUCUUAAUAUGUGUCCAUGUUUUAAAGGGACAACACUUGUAAUAUUCUACUUUUAUCCUAAAAAUUAUAAUAUGUAUGAUUUUCUUUGUGGUUUCAAAUGGACCUGGACUUAGCCAAUGCUCAGUGAAACGCUUUGGCUGAGUAAAAUCCAGUACUGUUUUGAGAGUGAAACACAAUCUCUUUGUGUCAUUUACAUACACAUUGAAAGAAGUCAGUGAGACAAAACUACUAUAUGUGUAACUAGUCCUCAGCUAGCACAGCUUUUGACAAAGAUGCAUGGAACAGAUACAUUUUUAUUCCACAUAAGAAUUCUUCCCCAGAGGUAAAGACAGUACAGUUAGAACAGUGCACCUUGAAAUUUUCUUGUAUUUAUUAAACAUAUAUACAAGAUAGGAAGCAGAGCAUAAGCAAAAGUUCAGGUUAAGUCAUGGAGCCUACAGCAGUAGGUCUAUUAAGAAAUGACUAUGCACUUUGGAACUUACAACUUAUAUGUUGUACGGUACACUUUCCAAACAGGACUAGACGUUGUAAAUUAAUUUAUAAUUCUGUAAUUCAACUGAAAUUAUUAUAACGGGUAUAUAUGUUAUUGUAUCUGUUAUUUUUUAACUUGCUACAAAUACCUUGAGUUUGUGGAAUAUUGUGUUUUCUGUGGAUAUAGAAAACUUCACUUUUAACAAAUAGGUUCACAGGUUUUUCACAACAUCCUGUAAUGGUGCUAGGCAUUAACUAUUGUAAUCACACUGUAACUAACAACAGCAAAAAAUUAUCUGGGUAUAAGCUAUUUCUUAUGAGCAGCUCCUGAUAAAACCAGCCACUAGCACUCAAGCAUUAGAUGAAUAUUUUUAAUUGAAUGGAGACAAUUACAGCAAAUCAGAAAUUUGAUUACCACACAAGAUGUUUCUUUCCACUGUAUUUAAUUAUUAGUUUACUAUCUGAAUCUCCCCACUUUUGAUCUUAUUUUUCUUUUGGGUUGGAUAAUGACAACAACAGCAAAUAACUACUUUGCUUGCCAGUGUCAGGGCUGCCUGAUUGUUUGCCUGAUGCAAAGUGCUGCUGGAACAGAAGUACUGAAAUAUGCUGAAAACUUCAGAUGUUUUCAGCAGUUCUCUGAUACAUGUUGAUGAAAGUUCUUGAUGAGUUCAAGGUUAUGCUGAAGCAAACUACCCCCGGUUGCUAUUCUCAUAGCCUUAAAUAUUUGUAGUAAUUCUUUCUGAGGACAGUAGUGUGCCUUUAAAGAAAUCCUGGCUGUCAAAGAAAUUAGCUCAGACUUUUGUUCCAUUCUAAAUAUAAAAUUAUGAAAGUAUACACAGACUAGAAUAAAGCUAAAAAUAUUCAUGGUCAAAAUACUGUGAGAGGUAUAAGAGUAAUAAUGAAGUAGUUGUCAUGAACUAUUGAGUGCAACUGUUUAUACGAUAAUAUCUGCUUGUGAUUUUUUUCUCUUUUUUUGCUUCAUUUAAACAUUUCAGAUGAUGGGUAGCAAUUGAUACAUUUUGGUGCUAACCUAUUUGUUCUGGUGCUGAAGUUAUACACUAUGUUUGUGGAAGAGGAGUUUUACUUCCAAUAUUACUGUAUACACUCCAGGGUUUUUGAGAUCUUUUCCAGCUAAGCAUAUAAUGCUUUCAAAUUACAUUUUUAUGGUUUAUUCAGGCUCUAAUGAGAGUUUUAUUUGCAGCAGAGAAGAAAAUGUAUUCCUGUUCAAAACCAAAACAAACAUCAUCACAACAGCGAGGUGCCUGUGGAAAAAAAUAUGUGGAGAGUAAGACCUCUGAGAGCUAUGAUCUCAAACUGAUGCUGAGCAGAUCUGAGUGAUCCCAAAUCCUCUCUCUGGAGUAAUAAAUGACUUCAGAAAAUCCAAGCUUGACCUUGCACACUUAGUCUUGAGAAGCUGUGUGUUCCUCUUCUCUGAGAUCAGUUUGUUCCACUCUGAAUUUGAGAUGAGCUGGACCAGGCCUCAGUGAAGACCACAGGAGAGUUGAUAUAACCUUUAUAGGGCUGAGAAAGGUGAAUUCCACUAGAGAUUUGGAGACAGCAAAAUGAGACUUGAAGUUCCCUACCAACACGGGGAAAUACCACAGUAAUCCGAACGAGGAGACCUUCCAGAGCAAAGGUGCUCUAUAACACAGCCAGGAUCUAAUAGAAAGAAAUAUAUCCAUAUCUUAUAGAUAAAUGGAUAGAUAGGUAGAUAGGUAUAUGUAUUUAUAGAUUGCCUGUGAGGAUCUGGUUGCAAGCAUGGAUGCCCUCUUGUGGUUAAGAAUGCUAAUACAUAUUUAGAUUAGAUUUGACUUCCAAAAGUUUUUUUUUGUUGUUUUUGUUUUUUAAAGAAAUAGAUAUAAAUUUUGUUAAUUUUCUUUAAAGUUUAUGGCCUUGAUUUUAAAGAUAUGUGACUUAGUCUAUCCAUUAUCUUUGAGAAAAGUGGUCCAUCACAAAAAUCUUCCAUUUCUUAAUUUUUUGUCAUUUGUAAAUACAGAACUAAAUCAAAAUUAUAUUGGCUGUUGCUUAUCUACCAUACAAAGUUCUAAAAGUAAGAGGUAAGGCAGCUAUUCAGAUGUCAGAUGAAUUUUUGAUUACAUUACUUCAGAUUCAGCAGUUCUCAAAAAGUAGGGGGUGGAAGUCUCCUUACUUAGAUAAUACAUUCUACUGAUGCCUAAUAAAAUAUGGAUUUUAAAGGUCCAAAUUACACUUGCAAUUUGCCCAUUAUUGGGCAAAGAUUUCAAGAUUUUUUUGUUUUCAAGAUUUUUUUGUUUUCAAGAUUUUUUUUUUUUUUUCUUCUGGAAUAAAAUGAUAUCACAGAAUUUGAGCACACAGCAUAUUUAUGGUGCUUUUUAAAAUAGAGAAUUCUUAGGCUCUAAGAAGAGCAUGAAAUUACUGUCAAUAGAAAACUGAAAUAACAAUAACCUUCUCAAACUGCUUUAUUUCAAUAGAAAAUAAAUUGAAAAAUGCAAUAAAAAGAAUAACAUAUCUGAUUGAUUCAACAUAGAAAAAAAUAUCAUUACUAAUGAUGGCUUCAAGAUUUUCUUGCUGACCUUCAGUUGCUGAGUUUGUCUCAGGAUAUAUUUAUUUUCUGUUAGAGAAGAAUCUUUUGCUCAUAUUAUAAGGGAAUGCAUUCUAAAAUUUAUGUAAGUUAAUGGAGCAGGCAUAAACUUUAGGUAGUUGCCCCACUCUGCUGAGCUCCUCCAGGUGUGAAGUGUGAGAAAACCAGACUGAAAUGGUUUCAAUUCAGUAUCAUCUUCUUGUCUUCUGCCAAAGAGAAAAUUAAGAGUGAAAAAGAAUUUAUUAUUCCUGCAGCUUUUGGCAUCUUAUCAUUUGGCAAUCAGAUUGUAAAUUCUUUUAAUACCCCUCAUACUGACAAUCCCUAUAAAUUAUGCUUAGGUUGUUUUGGACGGCAGGAGAAUAGAAGGGCUGUCCCUCAGCUUAUAUGUUUAACUCACUACAGCAAUUCUUUUUCAAAUCACUCAGCUGUUUAUCAUAUUACAAACUCAUUAGAGCUUCAGUACAUCAUAAGUGAGAAAUCAUCUUAGAUAUGUUAUUUAAGGUAAAAAAACCUGUUCUUCAAGAGUGAGUGGUAAUUUUGGAAGGUAGUAGCUCUGAGGAGUUAAACAUCUUGUUUCAUGUAGGGUGCUCCUAAGUAAUAAAUGGUGCUUAAAAGCAGGGUUCAUUUAAAAAGCAAACCAUUUACAGUUGCUUUUCUACUUCUAUAUGCUUUACAGUAAGGAAGGAAGAUUUUUCUGAGAACUGAAUGUGCUGGGGAUUGGAAAAUAAUUACAUUUUUAAUCUUUCUAUGUGAACCCAAGCUCCCCCAUCCCCCCCCCCCCCCAAAAAAAAAAAAAAAAGUAUUUAUACAGUGAAAUGUCCUUUCUACCCCUCUCAUGUAUCUUCAACAUUUCUGGUUUAGACGUUAUUUUUUUCCAAUAAUUGUGUAUGUGACAUUUUAUCUUUUUUUUUUUUUUUUUUUUUUUUUUGAGAAGAAAGCUUGUGUAACACAUACAGUGAACAAUAUACUGUUUUUUUUCAUAUUGUCGUUUGGUACUAUAUACAUGCUAUACAUGAGAUAUAAAUUUGUAUCCCUGUUUCAGCCUUUACUACUUUGAAACUAUAAAGAAAUGUACGUCAUUUUGAUCUAUUUUGUAACAUCUAUGCAGUUAAAUAAAUAAGUGAAAUGAUCAAUACUUACA
Molecule: messenger RNA, 6962 nt
Organism: Anas platyrhynchos (mallard)
Lineage: Eukaryota; Metazoa; Chordata; Aves; Anseriformes; Anatidae
Gene: PI15
Product: peptidase inhibitor 15
Cellular component (GO): extracellular region
Source: RefSeq, a predicted model, not a curated record